AUGGGAGAGUUACUCUGUGUAUUGCUGGGGGUAUUCCCUAGAGUGGUUUGUGAGUAUUUAGAUGUUUCUCCAGAGGACCUCACUAAAUUACCACCUCAUCGUGAGGUUGAGUUUUCUAUAGACCUAGUGCCAGUUUUUGUCGAUGAUAUUCUUACCCUCAGAGAAGAACAUGAGGUGCACCUUCACAUUGUGUUGCAAUUAGUUAUGGAGCACAGGUUGUAUGCUAAAUAUGAGAAAUGUGAGUUCUGGCUCUCUAAGGUGAGAUUCUUGGGUCACGUUGUUUCUAAGGAUGGGGUUGUUGUAGAUUCCUCGAAGAUUGAGGAAGUACAGAAUUGGGAGCAACCUAGGAACGCAUUUGAGAUUCGUAGAUUCUUAGGUCUUACCAGUUACUAUAGACGGUUUGUGAAAGACUUCUUCGCGUUAGCUUCUCCGUUGACUAGGCUAACGAGAAAGGGAGUGAAGUUUGUUUGGGAUAAAUCAUAUGAGAAAUCCUUCUUAGAGAUGAAGGCUAGACUAACUAUUGCACCAGUUUUAGUCAUUCUAGAAAGAGAUUUGGGUUAA
Messenger RNA from Camellia sinensis, 561 nucleotides. The record is from RefSeq and is a predicted model, not a curated record. NCBI's taxonomy places the organism in Eukaryota, Viridiplantae, Streptophyta, Magnoliopsida, Ericales, Theaceae.